Molecule: messenger RNA, 1155 nt
Organism: Mustela lutreola (European mink)
Lineage: Eukaryota; Metazoa; Chordata; Mammalia; Carnivora; Mustelidae
Product: growth-regulated protein homolog gamma-like
Exons: 4
Coding region: 91-423 (110 amino acids)
Biological process (GO): inflammatory response; neutrophil chemotaxis; antimicrobial humoral immune response mediated by antimicrobial peptide
Cellular component (GO): extracellular region
Molecular function (GO): CXCR chemokine receptor binding; chemokine activity
Source: RefSeq, a predicted model, not a curated record
GGCUCCGGGAGCCACAGAGCCCGCUCGGCCCGCGCCCGCUCCCGCUCCGCAGCGCCCGCACCGCCGCGCCGACUCUCCGAGCUGAGCCCCAUGGCCCGCGCCGCCGCCGCCCCCCGCGCCCUCCGGCUCCUCGGCGCCGCGCUGCUGCUGCUGCUGCUGCUCCCCGCCGGCCGCCGCGCCGCAGGGGCGCCCGUGGCCGCCGAGCUGCGCUGCCAGUGCCUGCAGACCGUGCAGGGGAUUCACCUCAAGAAUAUCCAGAACGUCGUGCUGACGCCCCCGGGACCCCACUGCGAGCAGACGGAAGUCAUAGCCACUCUCAAGAAUGGGCAGGAGGUUUGUCUCAACCCCGAAGCCCCCCUGGUCAAGAGACUCAUCAACAAGAUGCUGAACAACUCCAACCGACCAGAGGAAGGAGAAAGCUGAUUGGUGGCUAGACCCGGAUCAGGCCCCGCCCUAACAGGAAUCCAAGAGGGAAGGUGGAAUCAUCAGCUCCCAGUUACCAGCUCCACCUGAACUGGGCUUAAUAUGUUUGCGCAUCUCUAGGAGAGUUCUCCUAUUUAUUUAUUUAUUGGUUGGUUGGUUUAUAAAGAUUUCCAUGUUAAUAUUUUACACAUAAAAUAAUUAGGAUGUAAUUGAAUCUAUUUGUGUACUGUACCGCUAUUUUUAUCUAUUUUAUGUUAAACCCAAUUUAGCUCGACCUGGAUUCUUAUUUAAUUUGAGGGUAAAAGACUUGCAAAUAUUCUCCAAUCAUUAAAUUAAUACUUCUGGUGGGCCCACGGAAUGCCAGUCACUGUGACGGAGGCUGGGGAGAGAGGGGGAUCCGAGCAAAGAGACGGCGAGUUCAUUGUCAAUUUGGGGAAUAUAUGUGUACAUCUACUUUUGUAAUUGUUUAAAAGAAUGUCAGCUAUUUAUUGAAAUAAUUUCACAGUAUGUGGUCAACAUUUCUCAUGUUGAAGCUUUAGGAACUACAAUGUUCUAAAUAUCCUUUGGACAUUUUAUGUCUUUCUUGUAAGGCAUAAUGCCUUGUUUAGUCUUAAUUAUACAUUGUUUUUCUAUGUCUUCUAACAGAGAAGUUCAAAUAUUUAUUGCUGUUUUUGCAAAAGAACUUGAAAAUAAAGUAUCUCAAAGUAAAAAAAAAAAAAUGCUUGUUUCAUU